Molecule: messenger RNA, 1551 nt
Organism: Paraphaeosphaeria sporulosa
Lineage: Eukaryota; Fungi; Ascomycota; Dothideomycetes; Pleosporales; Didymosphaeriaceae
Exons: 2
Coding region: 1-1551 (516 amino acids)
Biological process (GO): regulation of DNA-templated transcription; DNA-templated transcription
Cellular component (GO): nucleus
Molecular function (GO): DNA binding; zinc ion binding; DNA-binding transcription factor activity, RNA polymerase II-specific
Source: RefSeq, a predicted model, not a curated record
AUGCGUGUCGCGAAAGCUUGCAUACAGUGCAGAGCUGCGAAACGACGCUGUCGUCCGAUUGAACAAGAUGGACAUCGUCCCUGCCAGCAAUGCCAGUAUAAGAGAGUACCAUGCUCUCUGCAAUAUGUUCACGCGCAGGGACCAGCUCGUUCGAUUCCACGCCCUUUGGUAUCCCGAGAAUCUCGCCAGGUAUUACCGGAAACACUAGCAAUCGAACUGGUAGACCUGUACCUCGCUACACUUCACGGAAAACCCCAUACUCUUUUCCAUCCAGCAAAGUUGCGGCAGCGAGUGCACGAGCAGAAACUACCCGAUCGCGUGCUCUUUGGGAUUGCCGGUCUCGCAGCGCGGUUCCACCCGUCACCUGCUGUGCGCGAGCGCAAAUUCGAGUUCAUGAAGCUGGCCAAUGCGAGCCUCAAAUCUCACAUCGACGACUUUGGUCUUGAUACCCUUCAAGCAUGCAUGCUUGUCAGUCAUCUAUACAGCGCAGAAAAUGACCGCGAUGUGGAAUCUCUGUUCAUUGCGGUCGCGUUCCGGAUCGCCCAUAUCAUCCGAUUACCCGAGAGGGACCCGCAGGAUCGCGCCGCCAUCACUCAUGAGGAGAGGAUUCGGGCAUUCUGGAGCCUUUACAUGACGGAUCGCUGGAGUUCUGCUGGCCUCAACGUGCCGAAACAGAUGCCGGACGUGUAUGAUUCGUCCGUCCCGUACCCAAUGAAUGAAACCGACUUCUACAGCAUAUCCUCCAGUACCAGCUAUGACCCGCUCUCUACCAGGAGGGAAGGACUGUGGGCACAGAUGGUCAAGUUAGCUCGUAUCUUCGGCGAGGUUCAGGACCUACACAAGAAACAUGCAGACGGACGCCUUGUCCUUGGUGAUGUCGAGCUCUUCACUCUGCAGCUCACAGAAGACAUAGAAGCUUUCUGUCGAGAUUUGCCCGCGGACUACCAUAUGAACGAGACAAAUCUGACCAGAAUCGCUCGGGAUGGGCUCGGCGGAGACUUCGUGGCGCUCCACCUGGGCUUAUACCACUACUCGACAUUGCUCACCUUUCCGUUUCUCGAUUUGCAGUUGAGCAACAGCCUUUACCAGACUCCUUGGGCGAAUCGGUGCAAGAAGAACGCGGCAGCACUGAGUGAUCUCCUUUCGUUGUCUAAACGAGUGCCAGGUUGCAAAGCGGUCUAUUUCGCCGUCGCUCAUAUGACUGUUGUCUCUUCUGCUGCAUUGCUACAUGAGCUUCUAUUCGGGAACGAGGACAACUCAUCAAUCACACGUCAAAGACUUAAUGCGAACUUUGAAGUGCUUGUGGAGCUGCGCGAUCUUUGGCCAGCUGCGGAAAUGAUGACGGACCGGCUGUUCACCUUCCAAAACAUGUGUCUCCGCUCUGCGGACCCGAACACACACCGAGCCGAUCCGUGGAUGGUAAAGUUCCUGCUUCAACAUUCCUUUCCCAUUGACCCCAAGCAUGCCGGGGCAUCUGCACAAGGCAAUUCGGUCGUUACCGCAACUCGUGAGAGACAAGUGAACGACGCACUGUCCAUAUUGCGACGAUGA